UGAUGUUACACUGUGAAAUGGCUGAAUGUCACUUCUGCACCAGAAGGAUCAGGUAUUGAAUGUAAUACAUCAAUUAUGUGGUUGUGUCUGGAGUGCACAGCCUCCAUCAGAUGUGACCUUGGAACAGUAUUUCUGCUCCAGUGAGGCUGUCUGCACAAAAAUAGAAAUAAAAAUUGUCAAUUUCUACCUGUUUGUAAACUAGAAUCGUGCAAAUGUAUAUUUUGUUGUUGUGUCCUACUGCUCUGAUACUAGUCCUUUCUCAUGUCAUUAUUUCCUAUUGGAUUAAGCAUGUUAGUGUUGCUAGUCUGAAUUUCCUUUCUUUACUGUUGUAUGUAGCAUGUAGCUUCCUAUAUGAGAGAAGACUGUGCCAUAGAUGCUCUGUGUUCAUUUUUAUUCAAAUAGUCUUAUGUCUUUCCAUGAAAGUGUUUUGACAAAAGCUGACCUUUUUGAAAUGAUGAAGCUUCUUAACAUUUAAAAGCUAAAAGAAAAACUAGAAAGACUUUCAAAGGCACUGAUGUAAUGGAAAAGUUCAUGUAUGGGAUGGAAAAGAGAGAGAAGUAAGUACUUAAAAGGGCAGCUUGUAUCUUUGAGUAAAGGCAUGCUAGAUGACAACAUUUUCGAUCUACUCCUGCUUUCAGUGUUUUUGAAGCAUGUAAUAUAUUUUUCUGUUCAGAUGUAUUGUUCUGUAACAGUGAUACAUCAUAGGUAAUGCUGCUGUGAAGUAGGAAAUUCCAAAGGCAGACCUGUUUCUUCUGUUAUUUCUAACUUCUUUCCCUAAAUAGAUUGAUUUUUUUAGGUCUUUCUCUACUGAAUGCAGAUAGUGUUCUGACUCAUCCACCCUUAAAAACCUCACCAACCACCAUCAGGGGGUUGAAUAGCACAGAUGUGGUUCUGUGUUCUUAAGUAACCUGAGUAACAUAGUGCACUUUUAAAGAGGUGAUACUGAAGGUCCUGAGUCUCAAAGAAUAGUGGGAAAAACACACUAAAAGGAAAAGCAAACAUUCUUCCUCUCAAUCAUUACUAUGAUCAAACUAUACACCAAACUUUUUCAUUAGUCUUUUCAUAAAACAGCUGUUAAAUAAUUCUGAGAGAUAGAAUAAUGAAAGCUUUACUUCUUUUAAGGGUACUCAUCUUGUAUUUUAUGUACAAGUAUAAAAGCAGCAUAUAGCUGAAUUGUUUGAUGGGUACCUAAAGCUAUCCUCAGUUUAGCAGCAGUGGCUUAUCAACUAAAUUUGUCCACAAGCAUAGCAGGUUUAUUGUUUUGCUUCUUCAGGAGCCAAAAGAAUAUGCAGGAAUGCAUGAUGAAACCAAAUGGAAAUGGAAUCAGUAACUGUAGUUCUCACAGCUGAAAAUCAGAUUUACUGAAGUUUAUGAAAAUAGUAACAUGCAUUGAUUUCUAAGGGUUACAUUUGGUUGUAGGAUCAUGAGUUAUGCUAAUCAGAAAUCAGCAGUUGUGACUGAAGGUCAAAACAGGUGAAAGGGUCUUUGUGUUUUUUCAAACAGUUUAAGAGCAACAUGUCUCGUUCCUUAAGGUAUUGUUGUUUUUAUGGGGUUUUUUUUGUUUUUUUUGUUUGUUUUUUGGUUUUUUUUUUUUUGGGGGGGGGUGGUUGUUUUUUGGUUGGGUGGUUUAUUUUUUUUCUUUUCUGAACAGCACAGCACCAAUAGGUGAAAUCCCAGUUCAGGCAGGCAACAAGGCUGAAAGGUGACUGCCUAAGAGGCUUAGGUUGGAUGGUGUAGUCUGUGAUUAGAAGGGGUAGGGACUAUGUCAGGAGCAGGACAGCCACAGAGUGUUCUUGCCAGCAUGAUGCCAUGUUGUCUGAGGACUCCUAAUUAACCAUAGUCUGACUAUAAAACUUCAUCACCACAGUGUACCUUGAGUGCUACAGUGUUUAAUAAAGCCACAUAUCUCUCACUGGGAUUAACUUGCUGAAACUAAUAAUUUCUCAGAGUUUAGUUUUAGCAAAUGGUGGGGUGGGCGAGGCUAUCCAAGAUUCAGUUAUCUGGAUCAACUGAUGUCUGAAAAAUGCAUGAACUAGAAAUGACAUGUUACAACAGAGGGUCUCUGUGCAUCCUAACAGUGUUUUCACUAUUUUAAGUGACUAGAAGUGAAAAGUAGUGAUUCAGGCAAUAGAACAAAGCAUGGGUUAGAUAAAUUGGGUGCUUUGACUGUUGUUUUUCUUUUAAUAUUAAUUUUUAGAAAUUAGACACAACUGUUAAAGAAAAAUAUCUUCAUUUUUAAAACAUAAAUAAAUAUGUAUAAACAUUUAUAAAAACAAAAAUGUAAUCUGACGCGUUGGCAUCAAGCAGGUGCAAAAUGACAUUUGUAAGGUAUUAAAUGCUUGUUUCUCUCUCAUUUUUGUGUUCAUUUGAGAACUUCAGAUUCUCUUAUCUGUCGAUAAUGAGAGCUUUUCUAGUACGUUGGACUGUGAUAAAUAAGGAAGAAUAAAUAAUUGGUAUGAGGCAAUUGUUGAUUGGUGAGAAUUACAAAAAUUUGUAUUUCAUGAAAGUUAUUUAGUAAAUCUGUAGCACAGGAUAUUUUGUUCUCUCCAAUAAAGCAACCAUCAUGGACCUUCAUAAGGAGUGGGUUAAUGGAUUAGAUGACCCAAGUUUGUUGGUAUUUCAACUGCUGUUUGCAAACAUCAUAUGUGUUUUGAAUUUCAGAAUGUGUUAUGUUUCAGCUUUUGAGACAGUCCUGAAUUUUAGGGAUUGGCCUAGGUGAAGUAUCCAAGAAAUAAUUCCCUUUUGAACAUACAGGUCAAACUACUGACUUUUGUGUAUUUUGUGCUUUGUGCCUGUUAAAAUCUUACAUGGUUAUUAUCUGAUUUAGGCAUCAACCUUGUAUUUUCUUUCUUCCCACCAACAGUAAAGAUUUUAAAGAAAACCAAGCAGUAGCAACCCAAAGGGAUGCCAGUGCAGAACACUGGUUAUGUUUCAUUUAAUUCAUAUAUUGAUCAGGUACGUCACACUGCUCCUUCUAGCCAGUUACACAGUUACACAUUUUAAUAAGCAAAUCCUGACAGAAGACAGCAGUUGCCAGCACAAAUUUAAUUUAAUUUAGUUUCUAGUGAAUUUCUAAUGAACAGGGAACUCUAAGCAGUGGCGUUCUUCAGAUAAUCAAAUUCAUGGUAAUUGCAGUUUUUCUUUUGGAGAAAUCUGUAUUUGUUAGGAAUCUGAAGGAAAUAAUUAUUUCAGUGUGACUGAUGCAAUCAAAUGGUUUACUUUGAAUAAGUAAAAUAUGAAGGAGGCUAAUCAAAUGAAGUGCUACUGUAUGAGAGCAAAACGAAAGGGUGACAAGUUUGACAGUAGAAUAAAGACCAAACCAAGGGCUUUGUUUUGACAUACAUGCAGAUAAUCAGGCAAAUUCAAGUCUUUUGAGAGAUCUUUUCUAUAAGGGUCACUUUACAGAUAUAGAUCAUGUAAUCUGAGCCUUGCAGAUUAUCGUUCUACUUCUAAACAAGUACGAGAGAGGUUUUUAAUUCCUUAUUUGAAGGUAGAGAGAGGUUUUUAAUUCCUUAUAUAUUCCUUUUUAUUCUUUAUUCCUUAGCUGUAGAUUUACACAUUCACAUGUUUUUGCCAUUGGCAUUUGAUUCACAGAUGACUGAUUUAUUGAGCAAAGGCCAAAUUCAGGACACACUUUUAACUGUCAGGACUGCAAACUCUACAAAAUUUGUUUGAAAGCCAGCACCUGUUGUAAUUAAAAUAUACAAAGCAGUAGAAGAAUCCCUUCCAGCUUGAGGAAAUACUUAUCUUACGAGCAAAGCAAUAAUUAUUGCAGAGAUGGUAUGCUAAAUUAAUUCAGGUGUGAAUUUGUUUUUGUUGUAUUUAGUGUAAUUAUCUUAAACAUAAAUCUCUAAAAUCAGUCACUGCUUAGAUAAAAAACACAGAUGAAAAUAAACAUGUCAGUAAGAGCUACAGAAAGUACAGCAGGGUCAAGUUCUCUUUUCAGUAGGUGCUGAACAUGAAAGAUGGAACAAUGCAAAGGUAAACUGAAAAGCAGGUUUAUUAACAGAUGGCUUUGACCUCUGCUUGACUACAACACCAGUGGUUUCUUGAUUUCCUGUAGCAAAAAUGAAAAUAUAAAGGGUGUCUGAGGAAGAAGAAAAUAGUAGCUUUGUAGAUGAACUUGGGAAGUGUUCUUAUGAUAAAAGAUUACUGCUACUUUUGAGUGGAUGAAAUGUAUCUGGGGAAAUUUGAGCAGAUACUGUGAAGAGACUUCUGGGCGUUGCAAGAGGAGACAGGAAGAGAAUUACAAAAGUGCUUGAAAGGGAAAAGAUAGAUAUAAUUGCUGCAGUGACAAGACAGCAAGCCAUCUAUAUGUGCCCUCUGUUCUGGGGCAGGGACAGCCACAGUGGCUUCAAAGAAAAAAAAAAUUAGACUGAUCUCAUGGGGCGCAUCUUGCAUAGAUCAGAACGUGUUACUUAAAACUGUGGGUUCAGGUACUGUAGUUAAAUUGUGUCUUGACAAGAGGCCUAAACAAUAGUAUUCCUCAUGGGGGGACCACAACAAAAUUAGAAAUCAGAUUUCAAAAGUGCUGUGGACAAAUCAGUCCUCUCAGGAAAAGCUACAACACACUCAGAGUGAAGGGGAAACAAGUGUGAAGAAACAUGAGCCCGUUCCUUGAGGAGUUCACGUACUUGAGCAUUCAAGGGUUUUUUUGUUUUUAUUUAAAUAAAAAAAAACCAGCCAAAAAGUCAUGUUUGCAUUCUAGUCAAAUUUCCAGCCUACACACAGUGUGCCAGGGCAAGCUAUGGAUUUCAUUUUUUUAAUUGAUUUUUAGUCUUCAUCUGCACACAUAGUAACUACACUUGAAAUUUUCAGAUUUGAAAACAAAUUUAUCUCCUUCUGUGUUUUUUUCUUUAUGUUGUAUUUUAUUCUUGGGAGACCCAAACAGAUGAGUCUUGUCCCUUCACAAGCACUUUCGAUGAAACAUUAGAAGUUUACAUUUUCAGUGUGAUUACCCCUUGUGGAAAUGGGAUUCUCUCUAGCUGUCCUGCACCAGCAAUGGAAUAAUGCAGUUUUGAGGGUGAGAUCAGGUGGUAAGGAGCUCUAAUUUCUGUCCCUUGGUUUUGUACCAAAUUGUUUUAACUGGGACAAAUUCUGUUAGAAUGUUCAUGGGAUAAUUAAUGUGUUUUGCUUUAUACACAAGUGUAUUAGGGCUGCAGAUAGAUGUCUUUAUGGGAAAUGUCCAUUUCUCAGGGUAUUAUUUCGUUUUAAAAUGAUGAGCUGAGCUGGAGCUUGGAGGUGGCUUGAGUUCAAACAUGAGUUGAAAGAAUAAUUAUAUUGCAAGCUUUCUUGUGUGUAGUCCUGUUAAAUCGAUAUAAUUCUACUGUCAUCUUCAGUAUUGUAUAUAUUGCAGUUAAACUUCUAUGGACUUUAUCUUCCAGUAUGUUUAGGAACAUCUUCUCUUUAUAGUCAUUAAAACUGUGGGGCUUUUUUCUGAACUAAUUGCAGAUAAUGCUGUGAAAAUUUCACAUUCAAUACCUAAAAUUGUCAAAACAAGCUAAUAAUAUAUGUAAUUUAAAUCUUUGUAAAAGAAACCACUUCUUUUGAAUUCUGGACUUAUUUUCUCUAGUGAUGACAUGUGGAUAGUUUUUACUAAGCACUUUCUUAAAGAGCUAAAAGGAUUUUUAGCUUUGAUUUGCCCUGAAGCAGAUAAUUUUUUAAUGAAUUUUUUUAGGGAUAGGUUUGGAACUCUGCUCUGAGGCCUCUACCCUUUUUAAUGGGUACAAUAAACAAUUGUAGCAUUUUUACCCUUAUGUUUGCAAAAAUGUGACAUCUAACUUGUUUCUCAUAAUCCUAAAUUAGUAUCUUACAGCGUUAAGUGCUGAAAUGGUGAUUCAAGUUUGGCCUUGUAAGAAUCCUGUCUGAAUAAUAUUUUUAAAAGCAAGGGCAUGACUUCAAGGCAGUUGUUCUUCUGUGACUUACUUUAAACCUGGGUGUUUUCUUUACCAAGACAUAUUCUAAACAAGGAACUUAGAAUUCAUGUCAAGGUUUGUUAGAAGAGAGCAGAGAGGAAUUUAGCAAAAUGACACUUACAAAUGAUGUUAUUAUAGACAUUGGUAUUUUUGAAAGCUGUUAUUGAUGUUUUCUCUCUUUGAAUGCAAUGGUGGGAAUCCUCCCUGAAUUAAAAGUAGCUACAAUAAAUCUGUGUGCUGUUAAAAUACCGUUGAAAAGGCCUUACCAUCCAGCUUUUUGCUAUUGUAGCUUUAGGUUCAGCCCAAAGUGCCUGUAAAUUUCUUUUGAAGAAUACUAGAAAGAUUUAUCUAAAAGAUGAAAAAAAGUGUUGCACUUGGGUUUAUUUGUGUCCUUUGAUUUUCUGAUUGUCAUUACUUACAUCAGCAUAUAAGUCUUAACUAUAAUUAAUAAGAUCUGGGCUGAAAAGGUUGGCACUAUCUUGAAUGAAUCUGCUAACCUUAUUUACAGUGUAUUUAUUACUGGAAAUAGCUUAAUGUAUUUAUAGACACAAAUUUUACCAUAUUUUAGAGAUGUUCUGUUAGAUAAAUAGACCUGCUUCUUAAAACUUGAUUAAUAUCAGAAGUUAUGUUCAAAUUGUGCUGUGCAUUUCAGCUUGGAAUCCUGCAAAUGCUAACCAGCUUUUCAGCCUGAGGUCAGUGCAAUUGUGAUAUUUUUCCACCUCAAACUUUCUGUGCUGUCCAUAUCAGACACACCUGUGAGUUUGAAAUGUUGCCAUCAAAACCAGGCUAAGCGGUCACUAGCUUCAUGAGGAGGAGGAAUCAGGAAAUAGAGAUGUUUUUGUGUUGUCAUUUCAAAGGCAGCAAUGUUUCAGUGCUGCAUCAUCAAAAGAUUUUGUGUGUUUAGGUGUGUUUGUGUCUUUAGGUGUGGAUCACAUAAAAGUUAGCAUAGAGGUGUGAUUUUUUUAAUAUAUUUCAAUGCUAUUUCUUUUUUUGAAAGCACUAUUAUAAUUAUUUGAACUGCUCAACUUCAGGACAGUUUAAACUUUGAUCUUAACUCACAUGUUUCUAGUUCAUGCCCCCCAUCCAUCAUAAGCUGAUUUUGUUAUAAAUAACCAAAAGCUGUACAAACACUAUGUAAAACUAUUAGUGAUUUCCCCACUCUGUUGUUGCCCUCUGGUUUCAAACUCCAGUCUUCAGAUAACUGUCAAUCACAUGUAAUUUUUUUUUCAUGCCGCUGAUCAGAAUUUAAAGGCUGACAAAAAACAUCAUCAAGUGCUUUUCUGAUGUUCUCCUUAUGAGCAAUUUGUUUAAUUGCUGCAGGAAUCAAAUGUGCCUGAGCUUAAAUUUAAAGUCAAUGGGUUCAAAGCAGAAGGCAGGGCAAAGAGAACACCAGCAGUUUAAUGUGGUUUUGGACACUAAAUUUGUAAUAAUUAAACUUCUGCUAAGAUAUGUCUGCUGUCUACUUUUGAUGUGCUAUAUACAAGGCUGUAAUUUGACAACUUUUUUAUCUCUGCCCACUCUUUUGGGAAGUAAGAUGAUUAGCUAUUCUGUUUAAAUUUUGUGGAGAAAAUUUACAUUUCAACUUCUCAAUUUUGUUUUUCUAUUUAGGUUAAGUUUUCAAGCCACUUUAGAAGCAGUGGAUACCACAAGUCACUGACUUCAUCCUUCAGGUUUUUUAAGUGCAAAUAUGCACAACUCUGUUGCUGCUUGUAGUGAUCAUUGUCUGAGGGUUAAAAUUGAAAUUUUCUGUUUUGAACAGUCAUUUCAUCAAGCUGGUGAACAGUUAACAGCCUUGAGGGGAAAGAAGGGCCUUUCGAGCUGUUAUUACUAAUAGCAGAGGAAUUUGAAGAACAGAGGAUGUUAAAGUUCUGAGGAAGUAAACAGUUUCUAGGAAGGGAAAUCCACCUUUCCAUGUGUUUAUUUUUCAAAGAGAGGAAACUACCUAAGAGGUGUAAAACUUUGUGCAUACAAAAUAGGACAUCUACUUCAGAUUAUGUUACCUUUGACUCCCAGUUCUCACGUAUCUUCAGAACCCCUCUCCCAACCUUCUUUUUGUGCAACUUCAGCCACCUUAGAUUUAUGGUAUGACACAGGUGCUCCUUCCUCUACCCAAUGUGCAAAAAAUGUACAGUUGUAUUGUUCUAUCUUUCAGUUUGUUGCUGUUUAAGAAUAUUUUUAAGGAUUUUUUCUCUCCACCUUUCUGAGUGGCACUGGCCUUUGUCAUAUGAAUUGGGGUCUCUUUAAUGGCCUAAUUUUCCUAAGGAGUAUAUGCAUCUCUUAAAAUGCGUACUCAUACUGGCUACUAAAAACAGAGAUAGCGAAGAAGUCAUAUUUUAGAGUUGUCUCUGUAGACUGUCUUCCUUGUGGAAGAAUUUUUCCAUUCAGGGAGAAAGUUUGCAGUGGAAAAUAUGGCUGCAGUUUUGAAUUCUUUAUUACUGAUGUUCACUGAUCAGCAGUGGAAGCGUACUGAUGGAGAAGAAUUAGGAAAUUCCUAAAAAACCUUAAAGUAAUGUCACCCAUGGUGACUGUGCUCUUCUUGUCUCUGUUAUUUCCCACUUAAAUGAGGGUCAAAUUCUGCUAGCUGAAAAAUUAGUUCUGACCUACAGAUAAUUCCACACAGAGCUAUUAACUGGCAGCACAACUGUAGCAUCCUGCAUUGCCUUAAGUACAGCAAAUAUCAAAUUGUCUUUCCUGAGCUAAGAAAAGCACAAAUAUAGUUCAAACAAAUGUUUCAAACUAAUAGCCUAUUCUGCAAUUAAUAUUCCUGUAAAGAACACAAACAGCAAAGAAAAACUGUGAAAGAGCUCUCAUUUUCACUUAGCUGAAGCAAUACAUGAUAGAUGACUGCAUUAUCAUGUGCCUCUGUUAACAAGAAGACAAAACAAACACAAGCUCAGUGCUGAUUUCCUGAGCCAUUCUCCACUGGCAGGUGUCGUGCUUUAACUUUGCCUUUGGGAGCUGUAAAACUUCCUGGAAACCUUUGCUGGAGUUCCUUUCCCUCCAAGCUGCUCUAUGAGGACUUGUCAAAUCUUGGGGAAAGUUAUGAUCUUCAGGAACAAAGAGAUUUGAACAGGAAGGGGUCAGUUUUCUGUUUUAGGCGUUCCCUGUUGAGUGCUACAUCGUACUGCAGAAAGGAAGUUUUUUGUAGGGAGCAGGAGCAGGCUUGGUAGGCUCAGGAAUUUGGUAGCACCUUUCCUUGCUGGUAAGCAACAUGAAGGUGGACAAAGGUGGAGGCAGUGUAGCUGCAAGUAGGUUCAGUCUGCUGGUGUCAUGUACCUGAGCUCUUCAAAUAGCUACCUUCUUUGCAGCCUGAAGGAAUAAUAAUUGUCAAAUUAUGUGAAACUGUGUGCAGCAAAUAGUUUGCCAAUGCAAUUGUGUCUUGGUGAGCUUUGUCUGACUUCAGCUGUUUCUAUUAUGUCAAUAUUUUAUGCUGCCAUUAGAGGUAGGAAACAUAAACACAAGUGUUGUGUUGCUGAAAACCAGAUAUUGCCUUUGAAAUCAGACUAAUGGGGGAAAAAAGAUAGAGAUAUCAGAAAAAUACUAAACUCUGGUAGUAUCACUUUGUAUUCUAAAAUGCUGAAGAAUUAUCUCAUUAGGUUGUGUUUUCAGUUGGUGGAUCAUAGCAGUAAAAUGAAUAGACUGACUAAAGGAACACUGAUGGAAGGAUGGUUCUCUACCCUGUUGUUUGACUUGUAGUGAGAGGUUUUGUACUCGUCUGAGGUGACAAGUGCUCAACCUAGGGUACAGUGCCUGAAAGCUUCUGCUGCAGCAGCUCAGCUGUUUCCUACUUUCUAUGCUAUGAGUAGCAGAAAACAUUAAAAUUACUUAAUUGGUAAAGCUAAGGACUGUUUUUCAUAUAGAUCCCUUGUUUUUUUCAUUACUAGCCUGGCAGCUUAGCAAAUUGGCAGAAAACCAUUGUGUUAAUUAUUGAGAAGCCUAAAUUCCUUUGUGGAUUUAGCCAUGGUAAUUGGAAUAGAAGCUCAGUACAGAGUGCGGAGGUGUAAAGCUGGCCUGGCCAUAAUCUGGUGGUUUAAGAAAAAGCAGAAUGGUGUUAGGCCUUGUGUGCUCUGUAACAUAAGUCUUUGUGAAGCGGAAGGAAGGAUUUGGGACUUGUUACUUCUGUGGAUUUCUUUUUCCUUACAUGGACCAGCAGCUUGAGAGUGCCAGCUGCACACAGGAUCAUGGCACCAGAGCCUGCUGAUGGCAAUUCUCCCUUGAGAAGUGAGCACAGCUUUAUCCAUAGAUAGCUCUGGGAAGGUGUGAAUGUUUCAGAGUAUAUUGCUCAGGUGUAAAUAUUUCAGAGUCACUGAAGGCGGUUGCUCAAACUUUCCUUUCUCCUAGACUCUUGCAUGUGAGUUAAAUUAAUUUCUUGAGAGAAACCUUCAUAAAGGGCUAAAUAAACAAGGUCUACAUACAGAGAAAUUUGUUUCUUCUGCUGCAUUUGAGACACAGCUCAACUCCUCUGUCUGGAAAUCUGAAGACUUUUAUAGCAAAUCCUCCAGUGUCAAAAUGAACACAGAUAGCGGUGGGUGUGCUCGCAAACGUGCUGCAAUGUCUGUCACAUUAACAGCUGUGAAGAGAGUUCAGAGUUCUCCAAACCUAUUGGCCUCAGGGUCUGAGUCUCAGUCUCCAGAUUCAGCUUGGCGAUCUUACAAUAAUGGCAGUAGAGAGACACUGAAUGGAGACGCUAGCGGCUCAUCUCUUUCAGCAAAAGGUUUCAGGAGCGUGCGGCCAAAUCUACAGGAUAAAAAAUCACCAACUCAGGCACCUCUGCCACCUCCUAGAAAAGAAAGCUUUCGGAAAGCAAGAGUAACUAAUCACGAGAACGAAAUUAAUCUCCAGGCAGUAACUGCUGCUCCAGCUAAACAGCACCUCACAGAUACUGCCUAUUACACUAGUGAGACAUUCAUUCAGGAGACAAUGUCUUCUCAAAUAUCUAACACAAGUGUGUCCUAUGCACAAAAAAUCAUUAAACCGCUGAGCUCAGUCUCCAGUGCAGACACAAGCACAGUAGCUGGCAUUAGUACUACUCUCCAUCAAGGCCAAAGGCAGCAGUCUCAAAAACGUAAGAUAUCUACCCUGAAAUUAACCCGGACUCGUGACCCAGCAAGUAGCAUUCCUUGUAAUUCACAGCAACAGCUCAAGCCUGUUGAAGAGCCAGUAUUUUCACAAAGGCCUAUCUCACCUGCCUGUAACCCCAUGCCUGAGAUACACACAGCAUCUCUUUCCGUUCAAAUAGUUCCCACCCCUGACAAUAAAGCAGAGCCUGAAAUCCAAGAUCAUCCACCUAGUAUUUCUCCAGACACUUCAAAGAUGUCUUCAAAGGAUUUGGGACAAAAGUCUACAGUUCUUCCUUCUUCACAGGCUGCAGAAUGCCAUGUGCUUGGAAACCAGAAAGUAACUGCCCCUGUGAUGGAGGUAAAUGCUUCACAGACACACAGACAAACAGCAACAGAAGCUUCUCCACUGCCUCUUCCUUCUCCUGUGGUACCAGUUAACAGAGCCUCUCUCUCACCAGACAGUGGCACCCACCUAGUACCAUACUCUUUGCCAGCGCUUGAUGAUUUUUUGGCUUCACGCUUUUGUAAAACCCCAGCCCUGUCCCAGUGUCCCUAUAAAUGCCCGUACCUGGCUGCUGCCAGUGCAACCCACGGGAGUGAAACAGCCUCUGUGAGCACAGACUCUGCCAUGAGCGAGUGCUCCUCGCGCACAGUGAGUGAGUCCUCCACAGCCAUUCUAGAUGAGCUGCAGACUUGUAGCUAUGAUACUACUGACUGCUCUGAAACACCUUCCCCAACCUUGAGCCAGAUGUCUGCUGUGUCAGAUGGCACCACCUUAACCAACACUGCUGCCACUUCUCAUGCUCAGAUCACAGUGAAUGGGAAUUCUGGCACUGCUGCCAGCCCAGUGAGUCACUUUCAAAGGCCUUUUUCCCCUUCUUCAGCUUACCCUCCACCAGCUUCACUCAAUUCCAACAUUGUUAUCAUGCAGCAUGGCAGGAUGAUGGAGUCCACAGAGACGUACUCACAGCAUGUUCAGAAUGUUGGCACCACCACCACCACCAGUACAAUACCAAUCUGUAGAACCUCAGAAGAAGAAAAAAAAAUUACAGUAAUUAAAGCUCCACAUUAUGCAGGGAUUGGCCCGGUAGAUGAAUCUGGAAUCCCUACAGCAAUUAGAACGACAGUUGACAGGCCAAAGGAUUGGUACAAGACUAUGUUCAAGCAAAUCCAUAUGGUUCAUAAGCCUGAUGACGACACAGACUUGUAUAAUACUGCAUAUGCAUACAGUACUGGUAGCUACAGUCCAUCCUUCUCUGCUCAGGCACACCCAGCUGCAAAGACACAGACGUACAGACCACUGUCCAAAAGUGCUUCUGACAGUAGCUCCGAUGCCUUUAAGGUCUCGUCCCCUUUGCCACCCCACGUGCCACCACCAGUACCACCGCAUCGUAUGAGGCAACGGUCUACACCAGAAAAGAAUGACUGGGAUCCUCCUGACAGAAAGGUAGAUACUCGCAAGUUCCGUUCCGAACCAAGAAGUAUUUUUGAAUAUGAGCCGGGAAAGUCAUCGAUCCUUGAACACGAAAGACCGACUGAUCGCAUAAACCCAGAUGACAUAGAUUUAGAAAACGAACCCUGGUAUAAAUUCUUUUCAGAGCUGGAGUUUGGACGUCCGCCACCUAAAAAGCUUUUGGACUAUGUUCAAGACAAUUCUUCUGGUGUUUCCAAUGAGGCUUCCUUAUAUCAUCACUAUUCAACAGACCGAGGCCUGGACAGGCCCUCCAGUUCUGCAAGUACUGCGAGUGACUACAGAAAGCGAAGGAAGUCAGAGCCUGCUGUGAGUCACCAGAGGGCACACAGUGAUCAGAACGCCAACAGACCUAACCUGGGCCGUACAGACACACAGGGCUCAUGUUCCACCCUUAGGAAGCCUUUAACUAGCUCAUCUCCUUCUUCUCCAUCACGAGCUAAAGGUGGGGAUAUUAGCAAAGUAUAUCCAUCCCUUUUAAGUUACUCAGUGCACAACCAGAACACCUCAAAUGAAUUAGAUUACUGUAGCACUUACAGACAACAUUUAGCUGUUCCAAAUGAUUCAAGAAGGGCAACCAGCUACAAGAAUGGCUGGCAAAUGACUCGCCAAAAUGCAGAAGUCUGGAGUAGCACAGAGGAAGCUGCUUCUCCAAAGAGGAAAUCUCGUAGCUGUGAUGACCUGUUGACAGAUGAUCAUGAUAGCUAUCCCGAUGCACAGGCCAAGGCUGAAAGCAUGGGCUCUCUGUUAUGUGAGGAGGACUCCAAAGAAAUUUGCUCAAUGAACUGGAAGUCCCCAUACGUUGAGGGCCGUGGUAGUGGUAGGUCAAGAGUUCGUCACAGGUCUGCACAUGAUGCUCCAGGUUUCCUGAAGAUGUACAAAAAGAUGCACCGCAUCAAUCGCAAGGACUUGAUGAAUUCUGAGGUGAUUUGUUCUGUCAAGUCCAGAAUACUGCAAUAUGAAAAAGAACAGCACAAAGGUAUUCUUCAAGGCUGGAGAGAGUCGUCUACUGAGGAGGUGCCCAGAGACAUGGUGCCAACCAGAAUAUCUGAAUUUGAAAAGUUAAUUCAGAAGUCAAAAUCAAUGCCGAACCUUGGUGAUGACGUGUUGUCAACUGUUACAUUAGGGCCUCCUAAAAAUGGCUUGUGUCCAAAGAGGCGAUUUUCUAUAGAAUCUCUGCUGGAAGAAGAAACUCCAGUCAGACAUCCCUCUCAGGUACAACGGAGCUACAAGUCUAAAACCCUGGUGCCAAUUCAUAUUGAAGUGACCAGUGAUGAGCCACAACGAUCACAUAUAGAUUUUUCAGACAGCGAUCAAGACGGAGUGGUUUCUGAUCUCAGUGACUUUAUCCAGAUAGAGGGUUCAUCUUUCUGUAGUGAAAGUGACUUUGAUCACUUUUCCUUCACUUCAUCUGAAAGCUUUUAUGGAUCAGGCCAUCACCACCACCACCAUCAUCACCACCACAGGCAUCUCAUCAGCUCCUGCAAAGGGCGAUGCCCAGCAUCCUACACCCGCUUCACCACCAUGCUAAAACAUGAAAGGGCUAAGCAAGAAACCACUGAAGAUCCAAGGAGACAGGAAGCAGAAUCCGGCCUGUCUAAGAUAGCAUUCCUCGUCAGCCCAGUGCCUUUCCGGAGGAAAAAAAGUGCAGCUCCUAAAAAACAAACUGAAAAGAAAAAAUGCAAGUCAUCUGUGUUUGAAGCACUAGAUUCUGCACUUAAAGACAUCUGUGACCAAAUCAAAGCUGAAAAAAGGCGGGGAAGCUUGCCCGACAACAGUAUAUUACACAGACUUAUUACUGAGCUGCUUCCAGACAUUCCAGAAAGGAAUUCAUCUCUUAAAGCUCUGAAAAAGAGUCCCACGCACCAGCCUUUUCAUCCACUGCCUCAAGAUGGUGCUAUCCAUUGUCCACUGUACCAGAAUGAUUGUGGAAGAUUACCUCUUAGUGCCUCUUUUCCAGACAUGGAUGCAACUAACAACAAUGAUAGUGCACUGUGUUUCCAAGUAGACCAGGAGUCUCCUGGAAGCUAUUCUUCUGCUUUCACUGAUGUGGGACGAUGUACUCCAAGGGAGAGAAGAGGAACUACAGACAAAGAGAAACUGCCAGCUAGAGCUGUGUAUGACUUUAAAGCUCAAACUUCUAAAGAGCUGUCCUUUAAGAAAGGAGAUACUGUCUAUAUCCUCAGGAAAAUUGAUCAAAACUGGUAUGAGGGUGAGCACCAUGGAAGAGUUGGAAUAUUCCCAAUUUCUUAUGUUGAGAAACUUUCUCCCCCAGAAAAAGCACAGCCUGCCAGGCCACCUCCCCCUGCACAGAUUGGAGAGAUUGGAGAAGCUGUUGCCAAAUAUAAUUUCAGUGCAGACACAAAUGUGGAGUUAUCACUUAGAAAGGGAGACAAAGUAAUUCUUCUUAAGCGAGUUGAUCAAAACUGGUAUGAAGGUAAAAUACCAGGAACCAACAAACAAGGCAUCUUCCCUGUCUCCUAUGUAGAAGUCAUCAAAAAGAAUCCAUCAAAAGAUGUAGAUGACUAUCCUGACCCUCCAAUACCCCAAAGCUAUUCUAGUGACAGAAUACAUCAUUUAAGUUCAACUAAGUUGCCUUCCCAAGCACUGAGCCCACUUUCCAGACAACUUCCGUCGUCUUGGUCACACAUUGAUCAAAAGAUUCUCCAGGUUGACCGUAGUGAUUUGUUCUCAAGGACUGUUGGUUUUUCACCUUCAGGCAUGUGCAGUUUAACUUCUCCGUCAGUUCCAGACAGUUUUCUUUGUGACAUAGAAGAACUCAAUUCUUUGGCAUUAGCAACCUCCCAAACUGUAGCAAUGUCCCCAGGUAAUAGCAUUCACCCCAUUAAGGAAGGUCACUUUAUGCCAAAUACAGAGGUGUUUCUCAGCUCUCCUACAGAUCUUCCUCUGUCCUCUCUGGUAUCUCCCUCUGUCUCAUCUUCAGCCAGCUCAUCUCAUGACAUAGCAUUUAAGCACGUCAGCAACAAUACUAAGUCAGGAAAAGAUAAAGACUUAGAAAGCAUAAUUGACCCUUUAGUUAUUGAAGUACCUAGAGAUUUGUCAGAUACUACAAGAGAAGGUGAACGUGGCGCUAUGUGUAACAUCCCUUCGCCAUAUGAAGAAGGUUCCUUAUCCAGUGUGCUAGCUGCAAGUGCUGAAACUGAAGAGGAAAUCUGUACUGCAGACCUGUCACUUAACAAAGGGGAUCAGUCAGAACCUCAAGAUUCAGAUUACUCCGAAGAAGCAGAAGACACAACAGAAGAACUAACUAGACUGCAUAUAGAGGAGGAUCUGGUACAUGACAAUUUAGAAUUCCCAAUAGAAAGUGGAGAAGAUUCUAUGGAUUGUUAUGAAGGAUAUACUUCACCAAAUAUUUUUAAGGCACCUACUUCCCACUCCGUUCCUACAAUAUCCCUGUCUACUGCUUCCCUCUCAGCUCCUCUCCUCUCUAAACCCUUACAUCAGCAGGAGAAAGACUCACUACAGUUAAAGGCUAAUUUAAAGAGGGAGCUAUUUGUUAUGGGUAAACCUCCUCGUAGCCCAGUGAUGACUAAGAGAUCCUGCAGCUCACCUGUCAGAGGUCACAGCUAUUCACACAGGCCACAGCGCCCUGUGCUUUCUCAUGAAAAUAUACACAGUGGGGGGGAACCGUUUCAGGCUCUAUAUAACUAUACCCCUAGGAACGAAGAUGAAUUGGAGCUCAGAGAGGGAGAUGUCAUUGAUGUGAUGGAAAAAUGUGAUGAUGGAUGGUUUGUGGGAACCUCAAGAAGAACCAAAUUCUUUGGUACUUUCCCUGGAAACUAUGUCAAGAGGCUGUGAAAUUUUUUUUCUACUUAUUUAUGCUGCAUCUCUGCAACACAUCUGCAUAAAGCUGCUAGAAAACAUGCUACACUGGCCUUCUGUUUUCUCGCUUGCAGUCUCAAAUAGAGGCCAUCUAGUUCAUCCUCAUCCCAUCCCACCCGCCAAACCGUUCCAGCAGUAUUACAGCAACGACCACAGUGUGAAUAACUAAGCUUUUCUGAGACAAGAGGAAUCAUUUCAACAUUUAAAUACUCCCUGCUUUAAAGUCUUUUCAUAGGAAAAGCCUGAUGACAGGUACACAAAUGAGUUGCCAUGGGGGGUCGGGGGGAAGGGGGAAAAAAUUAAUCUUGGUUUGAACAUUUGUGGUACUAUCAUGAAGUCUAGUGGGAUUCUUUUCAGCAUGCAUGUAAUACAGAGGAAAGUUGCUGUUUACUAUUUUUUAAAAAAUUGGUUUCACACAUUCUUAUUAGCUUGGCAGCAUUUGUUGCUUCCACACUGCUGUGUCACAGGUUUGCCUAUUGUACUGGUUUACAAUGUAUGACAAACUAUAAUAUAGACUUUUUGCCUGCACUUGUAUGCUGUAACAAAUGCACAGUGAUUGUAAAAUCUCAAGCAAGCAAAGUGAAAAAUGAAGAACUGCAAGUGUUCUGAACGGGUGCAAUGGUAUUGGCUAAAUCUUUUUUUCUUUUUUUCCCUAAUGAAAAACUGUAGUGAACCUGUAGUGUUUCUGUUAAAAAGUAAGAAGUGCAAAAGGCACAAAGACUGGGGAAAGAGGAUUUAAGGAAGAGCAAGACAGUGCUGUAAGCAUAGGCAAUAAUAACCCGCUAUUGAUGUCUGAUAUUAAGUGGUUGUAAUCAAAAUGUUGUAAUAGUAAGCAACAUGAAGUGUAAGAGGUUAGUGUUUUUACUUAUCAGGAAAUUAAAGAAGCAGGAAGGUAAACAGUGUUAGUACAAAGGGUUGUUGGAUUUUGGUUUUUUUCUUUCCUAACCUAGCCACCUGAAAAAUAUUCACAAGCAUCAUGUACUGAUUUAUUUCACUAUAUAUGUGUAUGUAUGUUAAUGAAACCCAAGUUACACAUUCUUUUUAGGAAUUUAGACAGAAAAAAAAAGUCACAAGUAUUAAAACCGAUAUAUUUUAGAGGUGUUGGGUUUUGGUUUUUUGUCUGAAUGAACAAGUGUUUGAAAACAUACAUUUUCCAUAAGCAAAGGUAAGCAUAAAUAGCAAAUGAAAUUAAGGCACAGGAUGAUAAUGACUAUGGCUUUAUAAAAAUAAAAAUUUGGAUUUGGUUUCUUUGGCACCUUAUAGAUGGUAAAAGCUUCUGCUGCAUUUUUCAUGGGUAAAGGAUCAAAAUUAUCAAAAUGUAUGUAGUCUCUGUAGCAUUUUGUACAUAAUUUUGCUUUUUUGUACAGAGCCAUUUGGUUGUUGAUUUUUGAAAAAUUAAGUUUCUUGUUUGCCCUUCUUCACAUACAGAACAUUUUAAUGCAUUUUUCCUUUCUUUCUCUGUUUACCAUAAGCACAUCUGGAUAGUGCAAUUCUGUAAGAUAGCCUUUUAUGCAAAAUUUUAUUAAUUAAAAUAUGGUUUACCAGCCAAAUCUAAAUGUACAUACGUCUUUAUUACUGAGGAAGGUCAUUAAGGCAAAGGUAAAGAAACAUCUUUGUGCAGCAUACCUUUAUUAUUGCAGAUUUCAUGGCAAAAGCUUUAUAUUCAAAGGCUUUCAAUUUUAAACUAGAUCUGCAUGCAGCUUUGCUGUGAGAUUAAUACUAUCUUUGAUGCCAUUUAUGAUUGAAGACUUAAAUAUCUGUUGCCUGUGAUAUUUAAAAAGUACUGUUUCUACUCUGUAUCUGAUUUUAGAAAAAUGCAGGUUUUUCAUACCUGGGUUUCAGGUAACUGACUUUGAAUUCCUACAAGCAAAAGGUCUCUGUGGUUUUUUUUUUCUUGAAUAGACUUCUAAUAAAUUUUGCUUGGAGUACAAAA
This is a messenger RNA of Motacilla alba alba, 18222 nucleotides long. It is a transcript of the gene SORBS2, whose product is annotated as sorbin and SH3 domain containing 2. Gene Ontology annotation, cellular component: plasma membrane; neuronal cell body; dendrite. Gene Ontology annotation, molecular function: protein binding. NCBI's taxonomy places the organism in Eukaryota, Metazoa, Chordata, Aves, Passeriformes, Motacillidae. The transcript has 30 exons. Gene Ontology annotation, biological process: Notch signaling pathway. Bases 10425 to 16265 code for a protein of 1946 amino acids. The record is from RefSeq and is a predicted model, not a curated record.